AUCUGUUCCUCACAGGAGAGAGAGUGUGAGAGAGAGAUAUAUAGAGAGAGAGACAGAGAGAGCAAGAGGGUGGAAUAUCCAUUCUGUGUGUGACAGGAAAACUGAAUAAAAAAACUGAAAGUCUAGUAACAACAUAUGACAACCAAACAGAGGGACCCUGAAAAGUGAGAACAGGUUAAGAAACCCACUGGAGAACAUCCUUAUUUGGAUUACGUCUGCUCACCUGAUUUCACUUCCUGUCUCCAUCGGUGACAACGCCUACCAACCGUUGCCAUGGGCGAAAUGGAGGAGCUGCGAAAGGAGGCGGACAACCUCAAAGAUCAGAUCACUGAGGCCCGAAAGGUAGUGCAGGACACCACCCUGCAGGAGGCGGUUGCUGGGACGACGCUGGUGGGGCGUGUCCAGCUGAAGACCAGGAAGACGCUGAGGGGUCACCUGGCCAAGAUCUAUGCCAUGCACUGGGGCACUGACACCAAGUUGUGUGUCAGUGCUUCUCAAGAUGGAAAGCUGAUAGUGUGGGACACCCUGACCACCAACAAGGUGAACGCCAUCCCUCUGAAGUCCUCGUGGGUGAUGACGUGUGCCUACGCGCCCUCAGGGAACAUGGUGGCGUGUGGCGGUCUCGACAACAUGUGCUCCAUCUACAACCUCAAGGGCAAGGACGGCAACGUCAAGGUCAUGCGUGAGCUGGCCGCACACACAGGUUACCUGUCCUGCUGUCGUUUCCUUAACGACAGUGAGAUCAUCACCAGCUCUGGCGACUGCACCUGUAUUCUAUGGGACAUCGAGACAGGGACAGAGAAGACCAUCUUCGCGGGCCACUUGGGUGACUGCAUGUCCCUGGCCGUGUCCCCCGACUUCAAGAUGUUCAUCUCGGGGGCGUGUGACUUCACAGCCAAACUGUGGGACAUCAGGGAAGCCACCUGCAGACAGACGUUCAGCGGCCACGAGAGUGACAUCAACGCCAUCGGGUUCUUCCCCAAUGGUAAUGCGGUUAUAACGGGCUCAGACGAUGCCACCUGUAAGCUGUAUGACCUGAGGGCAGACCAGGAGCUCAUCACCUACCAGGACUCGGGCAUCAUGUGUGGGGUGACCUCCCUCGCCGCGUCCCUCUCUGGCAGACUUCUCCUAGCCGGAUACGAUGACUUCAACGUCAACAUCUGGGACAUGCUUAAAGCCGAGAGAGUGGGAGUGCUGGCUGGUCAUGACAACAGGGUGAGCUGCAUCGGAGUAUCCUCGGACGGAAUGGCAUGCUGCACAGGUUCCUGGGACAGCUUCCUGAAGAUAUGGAACUGAGCCAGUCCUCUAGAGAACAGAGAACGAAAGACUAAGAGGAGAUAGAAGGGUAUCAUGAAAAACUGGUAGAUUGAAGAGGGGGGGGGGGGGGGGGGGGACUAGGAAGUUGUGGGUUAAAGAAGUUAUAUUUUAUUGUGCCAAGUCUUAUUCGAUUUGAUAGGAUUAUGAUGAGAAAGUCUCGUCUCUUCCUACUUCUAACUCAAGUUUAGAGUUGGGCGGGUGGGGGACUUUCGUAGAAAAACAUGAUUGUUGCAUCAAUGAAGGAAUGAUUUGUCAAGGUUAAAAACGGAAUUCUAGCGUUAUAGGAAAUGCAGGAAAAUAUUCAUGUCAAAAGGAGCAGUUGUCAAAAUGGAAACGAUAUACUUGGAUGAAAUAACAGGAUAAGAUAAAAAAAAUAAAACCACUGAUAGUUAUUGUAAACCUACAGUCUAGGUUGUUACAUACUUUUAUAUGCAAGGAGAGUUAAAAUGUUGUCAGAUGAAUGUGUAAGCAGUAAAAUGUGUCGAACGGAUGUUUGUUAGAAUUCCCUUGUUAGUUCCGGGUUUUUUCCCCCUUAUAUUUCUAGAGUCACAUUUGAUGACAUUUUUUUUUAGCUUGCAGAUUUCUACAUUAGUGUUUGUCUGAAAGUUGACGUAUGUACAUGUUUACCAUGAGUUGGGGUCUAAUCUUUUGGCCUACUUCCCAAUGGCUGGACAGAUGGGAUGAUAAUAUCUAUUAUGGUGGACAGACAAAAGAAAAAAGGCAGCUGUACAAAAACCACAACAUUUCAUAUUCGUCAGAAGACUGGAGGAACCUUGCCUGGUUGUGCAUAUCUAAGUGACAGUAACGGCUACACACGUGGUUUGUUUUACCACCUGUUGUGCAAGUGAAACAUAACAGCGACUUUGUACAGCACAAUAUCUCAAUGUGAAGUGAUUACGUUUCUUUCCAAUGGCAUCACACACAAGUGACAAGUUGGACAGCCUUUCUAUACCAUCAGAACAGACUGUGCAUAUAGUAAAUCAUUCAUUUAAAUUUGUCAAGCCCUUUUCUUAAGGUGCUAAGUAAAGCCAUACCUUACAACUAAUAAAAAUGUACCCCCCCUUAUAGGUGUAUUCUAUUUAACACAAAAAUAGAUUUAAAGCAAAUUUAUUUACAUAAAAAGGACAGGAUAGCAAAUACAAUGAUACGGACACUUGAAAUAAAGACAAAUCAUAUCGAUGGCACUUCCAAAAACAAUGUACACAUUAUAAUUUGUUAGCAGUUUGAAAAAGUCAGUUAAAAAGAGACUGUACACUUUAAAAAAGGCUUGUUAUUAGACAGAUCGAAAAAUGGCAAGAUUCUAUACACUGGCCAGUUAGUGUUUGUGCAUGUUCCUCUGCAACAUCCAUCUAUGGGUUCUCCUUGUCCAUGGACACAGUCAGGACUCUCCGGUCCAUCUGACCCAGCCUCUGUCUGUCUGGGGUGGACACCUUCAGCUUCAUCUGAUGGGCAGAGAGGGAAGAGAGAGACAGACCAGAGGUUUAAAAACAGAUUGUUCAUUUUCCCCUGACCCACCAAAUAGAGAAAUCCUGUUCCUUAGGCUUUAGUGUGCAGACAUGAAAGAAUGAGAUAUCGAUGCAAGCACAUGUGCAGAUAGUUCCCUGAGGGAAAAGUGUGUGUACAUUAGGGCUGGCACAAUUACCGUAUAACAGACCGUUAUGGAUGACGACAGUCAUGAAAUUAAAAUAUGUUUCUCUUCAAAAAAACAUUUAUUCGUAUUAUUUAGAAACGAAUAACAUGUCCCAAGUAACAUGGGCUCUUUUACAACGUGAUGAAACUUUGUUGCUCCUUGCUGAAAUAAGCAAGGUCUUGUAGCACAGAAAAUGGGCUUGCAACCUCUGACCCCGGCAAUUUGACUGUUGAACCGAUUGGUAAAUACACAAUGGCUGCCUGGUAUUGUCAUGCGAUAAUUUCCAUGG
This is a messenger RNA of Oncorhynchus kisutch (coho salmon), 3236 nucleotides long. Its product is annotated as guanine nucleotide-binding protein G(I)/G(S)/G(T) subunit beta-3-like. Gene Ontology annotation, biological process: signal transduction. The record is from RefSeq and is a predicted model, not a curated record. The coding region runs from base 274 to 1296 and encodes 340 amino acids. Gene Ontology annotation, molecular function: protein binding. NCBI's taxonomy places the organism in Eukaryota, Metazoa, Chordata, Actinopteri, Salmoniformes, Salmonidae. The transcript has 9 exons.